Molecule: messenger RNA, 1974 nt
Organism: Colletotrichum graminicola M1.001
Lineage: Eukaryota; Fungi; Ascomycota; Sordariomycetes; Glomerellales; Glomerellaceae
Product: pescadillo
Exons: 1
Coding region: 1-1974 (657 amino acids)
Biological process (GO): ribosome biogenesis; maturation of LSU-rRNA from tricistronic rRNA transcript (SSU-rRNA, 5.8S rRNA, LSU-rRNA)
Cellular component (GO): PeBoW complex; nucleolus
Molecular function (GO): RNA binding
Source: RefSeq, a predicted model, not a curated record
AUGGGCAAAAUCAAGAAGAAGGGCCAGGCCGGAGCGGCCAAGAACUAUGUCACGAGAAACCAGGCCAUCCGCAAGCUGCAGAUCAGCCUGCCCGACUUCCGCAAGCUCUGCAUCUGGAAGGGAAUCUACCCUCGCGAGCCGCGCAGCAAGAAGAAGGUCUCCAAGUCCUCGACCGCCUCGACGACCUUUUACUACGCCAAGGACAUUCAGUACCUCCUGCACGAGCCGCUCCUGCAAAAGUUCCGCGACCAAAAGGCCCUCGAGAAGAAGAUCUCGCGCGCCCUCGGCCGUGGAGACGUCGGCGAUGCGAAGCGCUUGGAGAAGAACGCCUCCCGCUCCGAGGAGACUGGCAAGCCGCGACACACCCUCGACCACGUCAUCAGAGAGCGAUACCCUACCUUUGUCGACGCCGUCAGAGACCUUGACGACUGCCUCUCCAUGCUGUUCCUGUUCGCCAACCUGCCCUCGACCUCGUCCGUCCCCGCCAAGAUGAUUGCGCGCUGCGAGCGCCUCUGCCUCGAGUUCCAGCACUACCUGAUCGUGUCGCAGAGCGUCACAAAGUCGUUCCUCUCCAUCAAGGGCAUCUACUACCAGGCCAACAUCCAUGGCGAGGACGUUUUGUGGCUGGUACCCUACAAGUUCAACCAGAGGAUCGUCGGCGACGUCGACUUCCGCAUCAUGGGUACUUUCGUCGAGUUCUACAUGACCCUGCUGGGCUUCAUCAACUUCCGCCUGUACACCGGCCUCGGCCUCAAGUACCCGCCCAAGUUUGACCAGGACAAGGAUAACCAAUCCGCCGAGCUCGCCGCCUUCACCCUCGAGGGCCAGAACCUCGCCGCACCCGAGGAGAGGAAGCAGAUCACCAACGGCGAGACCCAGCACAAGGUCGACCCCAAGACGCAGGCCGCCGUCGACAAGGUUCUCAAGAAGCUCAAGAGAUCCGGCGCCGACGAGGAGGAGGCCGCGACGGAGGAGCAGACCGAAUCCACCGAGGAACCCACCAACGCCAUUGACAAGUUCGAGCCUGUCGCGCCCGGCGGCGACGUCCUCCCCCAGCCUGAGCACUCCAGCUCUGACAGGGCCAAGCUGUUCAGCAACUGCACAUUCUUCCUUUCCCGUGAGACUCCCAGACAACCUCUCGAGUUCCUCUUGCGUGCGUUUGGCUGCAAGCGCAUCGGCUGGGAUGCCGUUCUCGGCGAGGGUGCCUUCACCACCGACGAGCGCGACCCCUCCAUCACUCACCAGAUCGUCGACCGUCCCCCGGUGUACGCCGCGAACAAUGAAGGAGGCGAUGGCGAGGACAACCAGACAUCCCAGAAGCUGGCGCCCAACCAGCGCAUCCCCGGUCGGAUAUACGUCCAGCCCCAGUGGGUCUGGGACAGCGUCAACGAUGAGGAGCUGAAGCAGCCGGACCAGUACGUCCCCGGCGCGCAGCUCCCCCCCCAUCUCAGCCCCUUCGUCAGGCAGGUCCAGGGUGCCUACGACCCGACUGUGCCUCUCGAGGAGCAGGAGACCGAGGGCGAGGCCCUUGCCGAGAGCGACGACGAGAUGGACGUCGACGAGGCGGAUGCCGGCGACAUGGACGUCGCUGGUUCCGAAGACGACGAGGAUGACGAGGAGAACGAGGGUUCCGACUUUGACGGUGCCUCCGAUGACGAGGCAGAGGCCGAGUCCGAAGACGACGACGAGGCACAGCGCCAGCGCGAGCUCGAGGCCGAGCUUACGGGCGGCGCCGUCAAGGCGAAGGAGACCAAGCCCAAGACCAAGAAGGAGGCUGCGCGCAAGGCGCAUGCCAAGAAGAUGGCCGAGGAGGCCGAGGAUAUCGAGCGGGCCAAGGGCAUGCUCAGCAAGAAGAAGAGAAAGCUGUUUGAGCAGAUGCAGUACACAAAUAACAAGAAGAGCGCCGAGGACGAGAAGCUGCGGGCCAAGAGGAGACGGCUGGAGAAGCAGCUCAACAAGAAGGCCAAGGCGUAA